Loa loa (African eye worm) is the source of this 338-nucleotide messenger RNA. RefSeq lists its product as hypothetical. The transcript is spliced from 3 exons. The record is from RefSeq and is a predicted model, not a curated record. NCBI's taxonomy places the organism in Eukaryota, Metazoa, Nematoda, Chromadorea, Rhabditida, Onchocercidae. Bases 127 to 324 code for a protein of 65 amino acids.
CAAUGGGGCUAUACAUUCUGGCCUGACUAUGACUUGUAUGAUGACUUUUGGCAUGAUCGUUAUAGUGGAUUCAGACCAAUCUACAAAAGUUCAUACUAUCCACGUCGUUAUUACCAUCCUGAUAUAAUGCCCAAUCCGCAUUACUGGAGUGGACCAUAUACCACAUGGACGAAACAAAGAGGAUUUUGGUACGACUACAACUCACCAUUCUACUAUCGAAGAUACUUCACUUAUUACGACGACUACCCACGCUAUAUUUACACCCCUUUUCGCACCAGAAACUAUGCUCCAGGAACUAUCGCACUUCACGGUCGUUACUACUGAAAAGCGAAGAACCC